AUGAAGACAGUCAACACCGUCCUCUCCUUGGCCCUUGCCACCACCGUGGCAGGUCACGGAUACAUGUACAUCCCUGACAGCCGCACCAAGCUCGGCAACGAGGCCGGAGUUGACUCCUGCCCCGAAUGCGCCAUCCUUGAGCCCGUUGAGUCCUGGCCCGAUCUCGACGCCGCCCCAAUCAGCCGUAGCGGCCCUUGCGGCUACAACGCCCGCGACGGAAUCGACUACAACCAACCCACCAGCAACUGGGGCACCUCGACUGUCGCGACGUACAAAGCCGGCGACGAGAUCGAAGUGCAGUGGUGUGUCGACCACAACGGCGACCACGGCGGCAUGUUCAGCUACCGCAUCUGCCAGAACCAAGAUAUUGUCGACAAGCUGCUCGACCCCGACUACCUGCCGACCGAGGAUGAGAAGCAGGAGGCGGAAGACUGCUUCAACGAGGGCCUGUUGAAGUGCACAGACGUCGACGGCCAGGAAUGCGGGUACAGUGCGGACUGCGAGGAGGGCGAGGCGUGUUGGCGCAAUGACUGGUUCACAUGUAAUGGGUUCGAGGCCUCGGACAGGCCCAAGUGUCAAGGUGUGGAUAACGCGGAGCUGAACUCGUGCUACACCAGCAUUGCCGGGGGUUAUACGGUGACGAAGAAGGUGAAGAUUCCGGACUACGUCUCCAACCAUACUCUGCUUUCUUUCAAGUGGAACUCUUGGCAGACUGGACAGAUCUAUCUGUCCUGCGCAGAUGUCGCCAUUGAGUAG
This is a messenger RNA of Aspergillus melleus, 756 nucleotides long. RefSeq lists its product as uncharacterized. The coding region runs from base 1 to 756 and encodes 251 amino acids. The record is from RefSeq and is a predicted model, not a curated record. The transcript is spliced from 2 exons. Lineage: Eukaryota; Fungi; Ascomycota; Eurotiomycetes; Eurotiales; Aspergillaceae.